Messenger RNA from Paramecium octaurelia, 240 nucleotides. The record is from the annotation of a GenBank genome assembly. Lineage: Eukaryota; Ciliophora; Oligohymenophorea; Peniculida; Parameciidae.
AUGUUUAAUCAAUAUUUAUAUCUGAUAUAAAGAUAACAAAUUUUAGUUUCUUCAACUUGGCCAUCCCUAAAUUCAUCUGCAUAAACAAAUGAAAUGACAUAUCUAAAUUGUAUCAAAUUAAAUUUAUCAGACGAAUCUGGAAAUCAUAGGACAGACCUGCAUAAAGUUAAGUCAAGUAAGUUAAUAAAUUUAUUAUUAGUUUAUUUAAAUUUUGUAUAUAUAAAUUAGAAUCAGUGUUGA